Messenger RNA from Carassius auratus (goldfish), 1015 nucleotides. Its product is annotated as serine/threonine-protein kinase pim-1-like. Gene Ontology annotation, biological process: regulation of mitotic cell cycle; negative regulation of apoptotic process; protein autophosphorylation. Gene Ontology annotation, cellular component: cytoplasm. Bases 16 to 543 code for a protein of 175 amino acids. Gene Ontology annotation, molecular function: protein serine/threonine kinase activity; ATP binding. The transcript is spliced from 4 exons. The record is from RefSeq and is a predicted model, not a curated record. NCBI's taxonomy places the organism in Eukaryota, Metazoa, Chordata, Actinopteri, Cypriniformes, Cyprinidae.
GACUUGAAAUACCAUAUGCUUGAUGAUCUGGGAAAGGGAUCCUAUGGCUUCGUCAGGUUAGCAAUUCAUAAAUCGGAUCACCGAAAGGUCGCCAUCAAAUUUGCUCCUAAACCUGAAACUGAAGGCACGGGUUAUCUUCCUGGAUAUCUCUACAGUGGCAAUUCAGAAGUGGAUCUGAUGAAUAUGAUGAAGGAACCUCACAGCCCUCACAUUAUAGAGUUGCUCGAGUGGUUUGAGGACCAAGAUAAUGUGAUUUUGGUUAUGGAGUAUCCAGAGCCCUGUGAAACACUGUAUUGUUUCAUUAAGCAUAACAGUGGACGUCUAGAACACAGUGCUGUGCGGAUGAUAAUUGUUCACAUUGUCCAGGCUGCAAAGGACUGUAUAGACCAUGGAGUUUGCCAUGGAGACAUCCAUUCUGGAAACAUUCUGGUCAAUACAGCAUCUUUGAACAUCAAGCUGAUUGACUUCGGAUGUGGACUACGAAUCGGUGGCAAGUGGCUUUGUCAGUCUUUUAUUAUUUCCUUAGUGUUUUUGCAUAAUUGACAGAUUCCUUAGUAGAAAACUCUGUAAAUGUAUAGGUAAAUGUAUGGAAUGUGAAUGUGAUUCACUGUUGUUAACUCUAAAUAUCUCUUGCUUACAUAACCAGAAGAGUACCCAAACACUGAAAUGACGAUAUCCUUACGAACGGCCCUUAAAAUCACGAUCCAGUCUGUGGGCCAUGUUCUGAGAGAGGUGGUAAAUUUAGCCCACACCAGUGUACCUAAAGAAUUCCGGGAACUUAUUAGUUGGUGCCAACAUUAUGAAAGACAGCUUCGUCCCAGAGAUAUUUUAAUGCACCCGUGGCUAAGAAAACACUCAGUCUCAAACACAGAAGAUGGAAAAACAGCACAGGCAAAGUCACGUGGACAGUGACACAAGCAAUGGUUUAGAGACCAGCUAGGAGCUGAAACCAAUGAGGGAGGCUGUCAGUGAAAGCCAGGUGAAAAGAGCACACAGAACACCAAGACAGACACAA